This is a messenger RNA of Candidula unifasciata, 367 nucleotides long. Lineage: Eukaryota; Metazoa; Mollusca; Gastropoda; Stylommatophora; Geomitridae. The record is from the annotation of a GenBank genome assembly.
AUGUCGUCAUACGCGGAUAAACUUCGCGAUAUUGUCAACACCACGCAUGUUGGUCUCGCACUGACUUUAUCCAAAGAUUUGGGAAUCUUGCAAGUUCUGCUCAAUGCCCAGAAACCGCUGACAUCACACGAGAUUGCUGCCGAGAGAGAUUUGAAGGAAAGAUACGCGCGAGAACUUCUAAAUAGUCUGGCCACAGCUGAGGUCAUCCACGCAUCGACCACUGACACGGGGAUAUUGUUGUAUCACCUGAAGGAAGAUGAGAAGGCUGCAUUCAGGACUCGUACAAUGGCAUAUAUAUCCUUCCCAAAGGGGAUGAUAAAAACCUUUGAUCAGGUCAAACUUGUAUUCAGUAAAACAGGACCACUUG